AUGGACAAACUAUUUUCACCCCCUCCGCCUUCCUCCCCCCCACCCCCAUCCUCAAUCAACGCCCUCGUCACCGAAAUCGACGACUUCGAAUUCUACCACCACCCCUCCUGGCCCGACAAAUGGUCCCACCCAGAGUUCGAAGCCGCCCGCGAAGACGACUGGGGCAGCGCCCCAUGGCUUGAGCAAACCAAGAACCGCUACACGACGCGCUUCCUCUCCCCGAUGCUCGAGUCGACCUUUCCAUGGGGGUAUAUCAUCUACCGCACCGUGUACACCCCUGAGUCAGAUGAGCAGUGGCCGCUAGCCUUAAAAAAGCUUGACGCGGCACUGGAUCGCGGAAUCGAUUCGGGACUGAAUGCAGAGAGGAAGCGCUCUGCUGAUGGAGUCGAGCGUGACUCAACGCCAGAACGCCUCCUCAAGGAAUCGCGCAGGCAUGUCGUCUUCUCAGAUAAGGACUCCUGGGACGGCGCUUCAGUAGAACAGAUCCGCGUUCAUUUCAAGGAGUACGUCGCUGCUAGCAAGGGCCGCGGGUAUGGCCGGUUUGAGGGGUGUCUGGUGAUUGACGAGCGCUCGCUCAAAUCAAUCAUUGCCGCCUCAAGCCCCCGCCCUCGACUCGGCGAGGGCUUUGUCGGGAUGGUUGACGGGCGGUAUCCCGAAGAAACUGGCCCCGGCUGUGGGGCCGACCCCGGGUAUAAAGGCUUUAUGCGGGUUUUUAUAUCCAGCCUGUGGUUAUUUUACGGCGAGAGUGGGAACACGCGGAUGAUGAACUUAUGUCCGAAGGGUGUUCCCGGGCAUUUGAUUCCUGUUUAUGAUGAGGGGACGGGGACGGCGCAUGAUGAGGAGGGGAAUAAGGUGGAGGUGUAUUUGACAGAGGGGAGGAAUCGCGGGAGGGUGUUUUGA
This is a messenger RNA of Aspergillus puulaauensis, 900 nucleotides long. RefSeq lists its product as uncharacterized. The record is from RefSeq and is a predicted model, not a curated record. The transcript has a single exon. Lineage: Eukaryota; Fungi; Ascomycota; Eurotiomycetes; Eurotiales; Aspergillaceae. The coding region runs from base 1 to 900 and encodes 299 amino acids.